Molecule: messenger RNA, 255 nt
Organism: Penicillium verhagenii
Lineage: Eukaryota; Fungi; Ascomycota; Eurotiomycetes; Eurotiales; Aspergillaceae
Exons: 2
Coding region: 1-255 (84 amino acids)
Source: RefSeq, a predicted model, not a curated record
AUGCAGUUCAUCACCAUCUUCAUUGCUACCCUGGCCGCCGUGGCCUCUGCUUCCCAAACCUCUGAGAAGAAGCGCUCCUGCGUCGCCAGUGAGUUCAUCCAUCGUCACAAGAAUUGGCCCCGUCUGAAGACAUCUGGAACUAUCUUGACUGACUACUAUGAAGUGGCCUGCAACUCUGGCAAUGCCUGCUGCGAUGGCUGGCAGUGUGUUGGCGCCACUGAGUGGAACGCCGGAGUUUGCAUCCCUAACUACUAA